AUGUUCGUGUCAUGGCUGCAGGUGCGUGACACCAGCGGCCGCUGGCACCCGUAUGCGCCUCCCGACGGUGGCGCUGCUUCCGCCCGCAGACCUGUCGGCACUCUGGCAAGGGGCAGUGGAGCUGAACAGACGGUCAGUCAGUCAGCCGGCCGUUGCACACACCACAAACAAUCUCCUACUCGGUGUAUGCCAUUGCUGGUGGCUUCCCUUGUUGCAGGCUACCGACAGUGUGGGCCGCCGUGCUCUGGAGUUGACCAACGAAAGCCGACUCGCGAGCGGCCGGCCUCGCUUGCAGUGGUCCCAGGUCAAUCAGCCGGCAACUAUCGGCCGGCAUCCACGUACGAAUGUGUGCUUCGUGUCGUCCGUGUUGGAUUGUUUGCAGGAACUCGCAACCAAGGCCGCACACCACCUGGUGGCGGUGGCCUCCACCACCACCACUUUCACCACCACCACCACCACCUGCCGAUGAGGGGCUGUCCACGCCCGUCAUGGGAGACUGGGACAAUGAGCCCCCCCUGCCGUGGCACACCGAGGAUCAGCACAACACCAACGCCACAGCCUUAAGAUGGACACCACCGCUGCCGCUGCCGCUGCCGCUGCCGCUGCUGCUGCUGGGGGUGGGGGUGGGGG
This is a messenger RNA of Vitrella brassicaformis, 630 nucleotides long. NCBI's taxonomy places the organism in Eukaryota, Vitrellaceae. The record is from the annotation of a GenBank genome assembly.